Molecule: messenger RNA, 2361 nt
Organism: Thermochaetoides thermophila DSM 1495
Lineage: Eukaryota; Fungi; Ascomycota; Sordariomycetes; Sordariales; Chaetomiaceae
Product: putative bifunctional purine biosynthetic protein
Exons: 1
Coding region: 1-2361 (786 amino acids)
Biological process (GO): 'de novo' IMP biosynthetic process; adenine biosynthetic process
Cellular component (GO): cytosol
Molecular function (GO): metal ion binding; ATP binding; phosphoribosylformylglycinamidine cyclo-ligase activity
Source: RefSeq, a predicted model, not a curated record
AUGUCGCUCCGCAUCCUGCUCAUCGGCAAUGGCGGCCGCGAGCACGCCCUGGCCUGGAAAUUGGCACAGUCGCCGCUGGUCGAGUCGAUUGUGGCCGUUCCUGGCAAUGGAGGCACCGCGCGCCUGAACAAGGUCUCCAAUAACACCGACGUGCGCCCGGACGACUAUCCGGGUCUGGUCGAACUGGCCAAAAAGCUGCGUAUCAACCUCGUCGUACCCGGCCCCGAGGCCCCGCUGGUUGAUGGUUGCGAGGGCUACUUCCGCGAAGCGGGCAUUCCCGUGUUCGGCCCCUCGAAGGAGGCCGCGCGCAUGGAAGGCAGCAAGACCUUCUCCAAGGACUUCAUGAAGAAGCACGGCAUCCCUACCGCCGCCUACGAGAACUUCAACGACUACCAGAAGGCCAGCGAGUACCUGAAGUCGGUGAGCCACCGUGUCGUCAUCAAGGCCACCGGUCUCGCUGCCGGCAAGGGCGUCAUCAUCCCCACGACGCAAGAGGAGGCCCAGCAGGCGCUGAAGGAAAUCAUGCUGGACAAGGCCUUUGGCUCUGCUGGUGAUGAGGUCGUCAUUGAGGAGUUCCUCGAGGGCGAUGAGCUGAGCAUCCUGUCGUUCUGCGACGGCCACACCAUCAAGUCGCUGCCGCCGGCCCAGGACCACAAGCGCAUCGGCGAGGGCGACACCGGCCUCAACACUGGCGGCAUGGGCUGCUACGCCCCGACCAAACUGGGAACUCCCGAGCUGAUUGCCCGCAUCGAGCGCGAGAUUUUGCAGCCGACCAUCGACGGCAUGCGCAAGGAUGGCUUCCCCUUCCGCGGCUGCCUGUUCACCGGCCUGAUGAUCACCCCUGACGGCUCGCCCAAGGUGCUCGAGUACAACGUGCGCUUCGGCGACCCUGAGACCCAGACCGUCCUCCCGCUGCUGGAGUCCGAUCUGGCCAAGAUCAUGUACGCCUGCGCCGGUCCGGUCCCCUACCUGCAAGAGGUCGAGGUCAAGGUGUCGAGCAAGUUUAGCGCGACCGUCGUGGUCGCUGCCCCCGGCUACCCCGAGUCCUACCCCAAGAACAUCCCCAUGCAGGUCGGCGAGGCCCCCGCCGGCAUUACCCUCUUCCAUGCCGGCACCAAGCUGUCAGGCGAUAACCUCCUGACCUCCGGUGGCCGCGUCAUCGCCGCCAACGCUGUCGGCGAGUCGCUGCGCGCUGCGGUCGACAAGGCCUACGAGGGCGUCAAGUUAAUCAGCUUCGACGGCAUGUACUACCGCCGCGAUAUCGCUCACCGCGCCUUCCGCAAGGGUGAUGACUCCAACAAGCUCACCUACGCCCAGGCCGGUGUCAGCAUCGACGCCGGCAACGAGCUGGUCGACCGGAUCAAAGCCGCGGUCGCCAGCACGCGGCGCCCCGGCGCAGACGCCAUCAUCGGCGGUUUCGGCGGCGAGGUGGACCUCUCCGCGGCUGGCUUCCCCGGCGCACCCAUCGUCGUCGGCGCAAUCGACGGCGUCGGCACCAAGCUGAUCAUCGCCCAGAAGAUGAACAAGCACGACACAGUCGGCAUCGAUCUGGUCGCCAUGAACGUCAACGACCUCGUCGUCCAAGGCGCCGAGCCGUUCAUGUUCCUGGACUACUACGGCUGCAGCAAACUCGACGUUUCCGUCGCGACCUCCUUCGUCGAGGGCGUCGCCAAGGGUUGCAUCGAAGCCGGCUGCGCCCUGGUUGGCGGCGAGACCGCCGAGAUGCCCGAUCUGUACCAGGGGGAUGACUACGACGCGGCCGGCGCCGCCGUCGGCGUCAUGCUCGCUUCGCAGCGCCUGCCCCGUAAGGAGGCCAUGCAGCCGGGCGAUGUCCUCCUCGGCCUGGCCUCGUCCGGUGUCCACUCCAACGGCUUCUCUCUCGUCCGCAAGAUCGUCUCCUCCCGCGGGCUGCAGUAUACCGACCCGUGCCCGUGGGACUCUACCCAAUCUUUGGGCGCUGCCUUGUUGACCCCGACACGUAUCUACGUCAAGCCCCUCCUGGCAGCCCUCAAGUCCCCUUCGGGCCCCGCGAUCCGCGGCAUGGCGCACAUCACGGGCGGCGGUCUCCUCGAGAACGUGCCGCGCAUGCUGCCUGCGCACCUGGCCGCCGAGAUUGAUGUGACCGCGUGGGAGUUACCCGGCGUAUUCAAGUGGCUUGCGCAGAGCGUCGAGCCGAGGGAGAUGGCUAGGGCGUUUAACACCGGCGUCGGUAUGGUUGUGGCCGUUGCGGCUGAUAAGGCGGAGGAGGUUAAGGCUGUGCUUGAGAAGGAGGGGGAGAAGGUUUAUGUUGUGGGUAAGCUGGUUGAGAGGAAGGAGGGCGAGGGGUGUGUGCUUAGGGGGUUGGAGAGGUGGGCUGCUUGA